This is a messenger RNA of Pediculus humanus corporis (human body louse), 648 nucleotides long. RefSeq lists its product as uncharacterized. Gene Ontology annotation, molecular function: nucleic acid binding; protein-lysine N-methyltransferase activity. Bases 1 to 648 code for a protein of 215 amino acids. Gene Ontology annotation, biological process: methylation. The transcript has a single exon. NCBI's taxonomy places the organism in Eukaryota, Metazoa, Arthropoda, Insecta, Psocodea, Pediculidae. The record is from RefSeq and is a predicted model, not a curated record.
AUGAUGUCUGAAAUUGACGACGCACCACCUCAACUCUCAGCAGAAACGUUAAAAGCAUUACAAGAAUUUCUUCAGGAACAAAAAUUAAAUCAAAACGAUAAUGAAAAAGUAACGGAAAAUUGGCAAUUGAGUCAAUUUUGGUAUGAUGAUGACACAACUCGUACACUCUCAAAUGCUGCUAUUUCAUUAUGUGACGAACAUGGUAACAUAGCUCUAAUAUCAUGUCCAACAUUAUAUCCAACAAUAAAAUCAAUUAUCACACAUAGAAAACUAAAUAUGAAUAUCAAAUUAUUAGAAUUUGAUAAAAGAUUUUCCAAAUAUGGUGAUGAUUUUAUUUUUUACGAUUACAAUGAUCCAUACAAUAUAAAACAAAAUUAUGUCAAUUCAUUCGAUGUUGUGAUUGUUGAUCCACCAUUUUUAUCCGAAGAAUGUUUAACUAAAACAAUUCAAACGAUAAAUCAUUUGAAAAAAUCAAAUUGUAAAAUUAUUUUAUGUACUGGUCAAAUAAUGGAACAACUUGCAAAUAAAUUAUUAAAUCUUAAUAAGUGUUCGUUUCAACCUAAACAUAAAAACAAUUUAGCUAACGAAUUUAUUUGUCUGACAAAUUUCGGUGAAUUACCACCACCACCACCCUCACCUACUCCUUAA